AUGUCCGCUCAAGCCGGAUCCGUCAAUUCCAGUGCUAACUCCAACCUGUCGGUAGUGGGUUUACACUACAAAAUAGGCAAGAAGAUUGGUGAAGGAUCUUUUGGUGUGAUUUUUGAAGGCACAAACAUCAUAAACGGAGUGGCUGUUGCCAUCAAGUUCGAACCCAGAAAGACCGAUGCCCCUCAAUUAAGAGACGAAUAUCGUACCUACAAGCAUUUACAAGGCAGUGAAGGAAUACCAAGUGCUUAUUAUUUUGGCCAGGAAGGUUUACACAAUAUCUUGGUUAUAGACUUGUUGGGUCCGUCUUUAGAAGACUUGUUUGACUGGUGUGGCCGAAGAUUUUCCGUCAAAACCGUGGUUCAAGUGGCCAUUCAAAUGUUGAACUUGAUUGAAGAAGUCCACAGACACGACUUGAUCUACAGAGAUAUUAAACCGGAUAACUUUUUGAUUGGAAGACAAGGCUUGCCCGAAGAGAACAAGGUUCAUUUGGUCGAUUUUGGUAUGGCUAAACAGUACCGUGACCCAAGAACCAAAAACCAUAUCCCAUACAGAGAAAAGAAAUCUUUGAGUGGUACAGCCAGAUAUAUGUCCAUCAACACCCAUUUGGGAAGAGAACAACUGAGAAGAGAUGAUUUGGAAGCUUUAGGACAUGUGUUUUUCUACUUUUUGAGAGGUCAAUUACCAUGGCAAGGGUUGAAAGCCCCCACCAACAAGGAAAAGUAUGAGAAGAUUGGUGGUAAAAAGAGAGCCACUCCUGCCAUUGUGUUGUGUGAAGGCUUGCCAAGACAGUUUGCUGAAUAUUUGGAUUCCGUUAGGUCUUUACCCUUUGAUGCUGAACCUAACUACGAAGAAUACAGAAUGUUAUUGUUGAGUGUAUUGGACGACUUAGGACAAAAUGCCGAUGAUGACUAUGACUGGAUGCACCUCAACGGUGGAAAAGGAUACGACAUUAGCAUCAACAAGAAGCCCAACUUACACGGCUACGGCCACCCUAAUCCUCCCAACGAAAGAGAAAGAAGACACAGAGAUCAAAGAAGAAGACCUCAUCACAGUCACCAGCAAAUCCAGCAGGCUCUGGCUCAAGCUCAGGCCCUGGCUCAACCUCAACAACAAGAUUUGACGGCUGCUCAAUUGCAUCAACAAAAAUUACAACACUUAGUGAACAGACCUUUGCCUCCUAUCAAGCAGGAAUCCCAGCAAAAGGAUAUGUUGUCCAACAGCAACAACUACGAAAACUCGCCAAUACAGAGAAACCAAUAUGACCAACAGAAGGCCGAAAAGAGUCAAUCAUACUGGUCAAAAAUGUGUUGUCAAUAGGACAGGAGACCAGUUGUUUAGGUCGAAGCAAAAGUUUCAUAUAUAUACGUCACAUUUUCAUCCCUUUAUUUUAAUUUGACCUUAUGUUUGUUUAGAUAAUAUACUAAUGAGAAUUUCAUUUAUAUUUACAUCUGUUAUUAUACUCGUCCCA
Messenger RNA from Yamadazyma tenuis ATCC 10573, 1468 nucleotides. NCBI's taxonomy places the organism in Eukaryota, Fungi, Ascomycota, Pichiomycetes, Serinales, Debaryomycetaceae. The record is from RefSeq and is a predicted model, not a curated record.